AUGCAAGGCCUGCCGUUCGUCUGCCCGGCUUGCCUGAUCGAUGUUGUACGUGCGGAAGUAGCUCUCGACAGUCUCACUCUUGGCUCCGGUGAUGACGCCGCAAUGGACAGCACCGGGCUAGUCGAAGAGGACAGGAUACAACACUUCGCCAACAAGUACGUCGCAGCAAUGCUGAAGAAGGGCUAUCGCGCAUGUAAGGCAGUGCUCAAGAUUGAUGAACCUCGCAUGCAGUUCUUCGAUCAAUUCAUGCGACAGGACGGGUUUGGAGGCGUGGAGGAUGAGCCUGCAGACGGAAUGAUUACGAAGCCACGGAAGCGUCCUGGUGCGGGUGGUGGCCGUAGACAGCCUGCCAAGCUGCAUGCAAUACAUCGAAAGAAGCCUGGGACGUGGGAUUAUCGUGAUCCGACAGGAAGCGAACCAGUUUUGGCAGAAGCUGCGCGCGAAGAUCCAGGCGAUUACAAUAACGAUGAUAUGGAAGGCGGUAAGGGGAUGACAGACGAUGCUGUGGAGGUGGCGCAUUCGGGGCAGUCCGCUGAUGCAUGUGUCGAUCUUGUUCCGCAGUCAGAAGCAGCCGAGGCUGUACUAAAGGCCAUGGAAGCAUUUGCUAGGCUUUCCACGUGGUGA
Messenger RNA from Alternaria conjuncta, 624 nucleotides. RefSeq lists its product as uncharacterized. The record is from RefSeq and is a predicted model, not a curated record. Bases 1 to 624 code for a protein of 207 amino acids. NCBI's taxonomy places the organism in Eukaryota, Fungi, Ascomycota, Dothideomycetes, Pleosporales, Pleosporaceae. The transcript has a single exon.